AUAACAUUAACUGCGGUUCGGUCAUAGCAAAGCUGAGAAAUUAUGGCGGUCCCCAUGGGCAGUUUGUGCAAGGCAUUUGUGAGGCUAUGCCACCCACAGGUGCUGCCACCACCUGGCCGUGUUGCAGCUUUGCAUACAACGGCAGCACUGCAAAAGAAUCGAGCAGGUCGCUACAAGGUGACACGCAAUCACAGCAAGCCACUGACCUAUGAGAUGUCCAACCCACCUCACCAGAUUGCCCACCGCAAGGCAUGGAACUCGUGGAACACGAGCAACCUGCAGGGAGGCUUGCGGCGCUCUGAGACACUUGUAGAAGACAUGUUCAUUCGCAAAUUCAUGACUGGCACGUGGCACCGAAUGUUUGUUUCCGAGAUCCUCAUCAAGCGUCGAGCCAACAUGAUCUUUGUUGGAGGCAUUGUGCAAAGGGUGGUGAUUCCGCGCAAGAUGUACUUCCUCAUUGGCUACACUGAGGAGAUCCUCAGCUACAUCCUCAAGUGCCCUGUCAAGCUGGAACUACAGUCUGUUGCUGACCGCAAGGAGAUGAUCUUCAAAUACAUUUAGGAGGUGUGCUUGUGUAUCUAGUGGUUGCAUUGUGUGAGAGCGUAGAAAAAAAUUACACUGGACUAGAUCAAAACCCAAGCACUGAUGACUACCUUGCUUCUAUGCCAUGCUGCCAACUCGUACCCUUGACCCUUGUUGGAGCAGGUCUUCUACUGUGGCAUAUGCUUGCACUCUGAAAAAUAUGUUGAACACUUCAGAUCAUUGCAUUUCGUUAAAGUGAGCUAGGAUUUGCACUGGACUAUCUUGAAAGAAAGAUAUUGAGUAGUGGCAACUUCUCUGGAUUAUAAACAAAAUCGGUCACAUGCAUUCAACAACAGUGAGCAUUCAAAAUGAAGCAGUUGUUCAGAGAAGAGCAUCAAAACCAAGGCAUGUACAUCAGAUUCUCUGUGCAGUAAUUGCUGACUACAUAACUGUGGACACGUUUGACUGAAUGCACCUUUGUGCAUUACAAAUAAACUUGUAGUAUAAAUAAAUAAUGUAUUGUUAAAGUUAGAUUUCAUUUUGCGUACUGGAUUUAAAAACAAAGAUUGACUAAAAAGGGGCCGUUUCUGGAUUUCUGGCAUUACGUGUGCUUUGUUGCACUCGCUGCUUUACAAAGGCUUAUAUUUUUUCAGACUAACUGUGGCAGAAUUUUAGCUGAGGCCAUUUGGCAUCAAGCGACACACUCGGCAAAUAUAAAAUGAGCACAUUAUUAGCUCGUGCCUGUACAUAUCCUAUGCAAACACCUUCUGUGGGCCUAAAAGUGUGACCUUGGUGUCAAAAGCGUUUGCCAUUCUGUGGAAGCUUCAUACUUAAGCAGGUGGUUUUGCAGCUUUAAUUAUUAUGAUAGAAAAAUAAUGAGUAUUCUUCAGAAGGAACCUCGAUUCGCGCAUAAAGUACUUGUAGUGUUGCAUUUUUACUUUGUCGGAAGGCAUGCUUUUUUCACCCCAAGAAAGACUCGAACAUUUUUAAAACCUUGCAAUUAAUUGUGAACUUGAUUAGUGUGUUUAUAGCAGUUCAUCAGAUCUUGGUAGCUGAUUUCAGCUGGAAGAGACUUGCUGAUUUCUUGUAUGUUUUUUUAGAGGAUGUUUUAAUAAUGAUUAAUCUAACUUCUUAGUCGAAUUUCGGGGUAGGUGGUGCAGUACAUCCAGGGAACUUCCCAACUCAAAAGCAGCACAUGAUGUGUCUGUUUGUAAAAUAAAGUUAAUCUCUCAGUCUGUCUUAGUUUAAAUAAAUUAGCUGUUUAUUGUCGCAGCAACCAGGAACAACUGUAAUGUAACACCUCUUAGUGUGGAUGCAUUUAGAAUGCUUGCUUAUAACUGUUUAUUGUUAGUACUCUACAGACUGCUAAUGUAUAUGCUUCUGCUGUGACCGGUGAGCGCAGGAUAUGUGAACAGUCAUUCACUACUGUUGGUGUGUACAUUGUGAAUAGCGUAAGAUUAUCAACAAACAUGCAGUGAAUGAAGGCCUUUGUACAUAUAAAUAAAAUCUUAUCAUUAUUUACA
Molecule: messenger RNA, 2045 nt
Organism: Dermacentor silvarum
Lineage: Eukaryota; Metazoa; Arthropoda; Arachnida; Ixodida; Ixodidae
Gene: mRpS24
Product: 28S ribosomal protein S24, mitochondrial
Exons: 3
Coding region: 43-561 (172 amino acids)
Biological process (GO): translation
Cellular component (GO): mitochondrion
Source: RefSeq, a predicted model, not a curated record